AUUCAGUCGAGGAAAAAGGAAAGAUCAGAAAAACAACCAUCCAAACAGCGGACGACAAGAACAUCGUCACAAGUACCAUCCAGUUUUUACCAACUAACAUCACCAUCCAUCUGUGUGCCACAUUGGGUCAUCCUGGAGAUCUGUGGCUGAUUUAUACCCGUGUGUGUGUUAUUGCCAUCCUAAUCACCACCGUGAGCAGAAGAUAUAAUAAUGGCUGAGACGCAAGUGCAGGACGAUCCCAACCAACCCGGGCAGGUUCCUCAGAAGAAAUGCGUGGCCACCAAGGUUACCGGUACCGUGAAAUGGUUCAACGUGAAGAGCGGUUAUGGAUUCAUCAAUCGUGACGACACCAAGGAAGACAUCUUUGUCCAUCAGUCAGCGAUCAUUAAGAACAAUCCCGAGAAAUAUCUGCGCAGUGUCGGCGACGGCGAAGCCGUGGAAUUCGAUGUCGUCGAAGGCGACAAGGGCCUGGAAGCGGCCAACGUGACCGGGCCGAACGGACAGGCCGUGCAGGGCAGCCCGUAUGCGACGGGCCGCGGACGUGGUCGUGGACGGGGCCGACGCGGCUAUCGCAGCCGGGGAUACCGUGGCGGCGGCGGCUACGGAGGAUACCGUGGUGGUUAUGCAGGCGGCUAUGACGAGCAGGUCGUGUAUGAUGAGCAGGCCGGCGACGGGCAGCACGUCGUGGAGGGCUAUCGUCCGCGGGGUCGCGGCGGCUAUCGUGGCGGUUACCGGGGCGGAUACGGGUACGGUGCCACGUAUGCGCCGCGCGGCCGUGGCGGCUACGCCGGCGAUGUGGAGGGCGGGUACACCCGGGUCGCGGGCGAUUAUGCAGAGAACGGUGGCGGGUACGUGCCACGCGGCCGCGGUGGCUACCGCGGGCGGGGACGUGGCUAUCGUCGCGGCAGCGGUCUGAACGGUGGCGAUAGUGGCGGUGAGGAGCUGGUGGAGGCCGCCGUGGCCUACGACGAGCAGGGACAGGUGGUCGGCGGCGGCGCCGGCUAUCCCCGACGGGGACCGCGUCGGGGCCGCUCGUUCUCGCGGGGACGGGGCCGCGGAGCCAAUAAGAGCGGCGAUGAGUCCGGAGCCGGCGAAGGACAAGCUGGCAGCGACAGCCAGACCGAACAGCAACAGAACUGAAACCGACCAUCAAGAUAAACAGCGUCAUCAGUGUGUUUUUGAUCAUCCAACUUUAAUCGUCAUCUACUUUUCCCGCGCUGGCCAUCCUGUGUACUGUUUUAAAUUAAAAGCGAAUUUUCAUCCCAAAAUACACCUGUUUGUGCUAUGUUUUUUUUCGAGCAAGAUUCACCAUCCGUUAUAAUAUCGUGUGUGCUAAUAAUGUGGAUGGGGCGACCACGUCACGACCCGAUUUUUAAUUAUUCGGUGGAUUGUUCCCGCGUUUUCUUUUGUCGUUACUCUAUUUCCUUCGUGUGCCGGCUUCAUCCUGUGCAUUAUCCAUCGCGGCGUGUUUUUGAAUAAUUUCCUUUGCGGAAGCCUGGAAUGGAGAGCGUUGUCAUCAUUUGUGCUGGCCACCGGGCUGACUACAUGCGGAUUGCGUUGGGCGUGUGGUUGGCUUGGUGCGCUGCGAUUUUUUUGCGGUCAUCCUUGUUCUAUCUCGUUUCUCUUUGUAAUUUGGUAGUAGUGCUCUGCGGUUGUUUUUGGUGGUUAUCUCCUAUUAUAAUGUUGGUUUUUGUCGCGCGUUGUGUUUUUUUUGUUUGUGGGAAAUGCCUGGCGGGGUUUGUUUCGCAUGCUGGAUUGCGUACAGUGUGAAAUAAAGUCUGCCAAACACAAAA
This is a messenger RNA of Paramacrobiotus metropolitanus, 1793 nucleotides long. RefSeq names its product Y-box factor homolog. Gene Ontology annotation, cellular component: nucleus. Gene Ontology annotation, biological process: regulation of gene expression. The record is from RefSeq and is a predicted model, not a curated record. Gene Ontology annotation, molecular function: nucleic acid binding. Lineage: Eukaryota; Metazoa; Tardigrada; Eutardigrada; Parachela; Macrobiotidae. The transcript has 8 exons. The coding region runs from base 211 to 1140 and encodes 309 amino acids.